This is a messenger RNA of Parnassius apollo (apollo), 297 nucleotides long. The record is from the annotation of a GenBank genome assembly. Lineage: Eukaryota; Metazoa; Arthropoda; Insecta; Lepidoptera; Papilionidae.
AUGUCGGUGGAAUUAAGGAUGUCUUGGAUAUGUGGAGAAUGUCGCUGUAGGCAACCAAAACGAGAUAAUUCUCAUACUCCAGUGCGGCCACACGUCAUGUGGGGUCUAAAUACCACCUCUACUGCUUCGUGCCUUGACGUAUCCAUGCAGACUUCUGAUAACGUGACUGUUCGAGCUAAGCCGCGAUACACCCAAACUACUAUGGGAAGCACAGCCGAAAGUAUUACAGGAAAUGAUUUAAAAGAUUCUGUUGUGCGUGAAUUAAAAACCUGCAAAUUGAAUUCGAAGCACAGCUAA